AACAAGAACGACUUGCAUUGAUCAGAAAGAAGCUCACAACGUCGAGGGCAAAUAUGCAGCUCUGUUGAUAGCCUGUAUUUUCCUUUAUGAAGAAGAAUACGAAGGUUUCAACAAGUGGUCUUUAGUGGACAUUCGGGACAGUUGUAGGCCUACAUACAUUUCCAUUGUGCCCCUACGCGAUAAUGUUUCAGCGUGGCAUCCUGGUUUUGUUGGUGGCUCUCUCCUACACCGAAUACCAGACAGAGGCGGCGGGGUGCUCUGGGUCAUCAUGCGAAGGAAAAUGUGACUGCAGCGGAGUGAAAGGAGCAAAGGGUGAGCGCGGGUUUCCUGGUCUCCAAGGCAACAUGGGGUUCCCGGGCAUGCAGGGCCAUGAGGGGCCUGCUGGGCCGAUGGGCCCUAAGGGAGAGUAUGGCGAGUCUGGAACUCCUGGGAUGAAAGGAACACGUGGCCCUAAUGGUUUGCCAGGCUUCCCAGGAAAUCCAGGGCUUCCGGGCAUCCCCGGACAAGACGGCCCCCCUGGAUCGCCAGGUAUCCCAGGGUGCAAUGGAACAAAGGGAGAUCGAGGGACAGAUGGACAGUCGGGGUUCCCUGGUCUGCAGGGUCCUCCUGGUAUCCCCGGACUUAUGGGAAUGAAAGGAGACGCAGGUGGUGUUAUUGGAGUCAUCCCACUGAAAGGAGAUAAAGGAUUCCCUGGAACACCUGGUUUACUGGGACCCAAUGGCCCCUCAGGACCUGAAGGCCCACCAGGAAACCAGGGAUCAGCUGGACCCAGAGGUUUCCCUGGCCCACCUGGCCCCCAAGGAGAAAAGGGUGACAGGCUGUCUUUCCAGAGUGAGAAGGGAGACAAGGGUGAACAAGGGUUCCGUGGCCCCCCUGGCCCCCCCGGACCUCCAUCACAGGAAGCAGGAGGAAAUUCUGUUACGCAUUACCUCCCAGGACCACCGGGUCAGAGAGGAGAGACAGGAGACAGAGGAGAGAAAGGUUUUUGCAUUCCAUAUCUAAAUGGGGUCAAGGGUGAACAAGGCACACCAGGACCAAGGGGAAAAGAUGGCAAAGAUGGAGACAAUGGAUUUAAGGGAGAGAGAGGCUUUCCUGGUGGCCCUGGAUACCAUGGAACACCGGGUGAAAAGGGAGAGAGAGGCCCUCCGGCACAUGGUGAUGGUGCUCCUGGCGCUCCCGGACCCCCUGGUCUCCCAGGCUUACAAGGAGAAAGAGGUUUCCCUGGUAUUCAAGGAGCUCUAGGCCCACCAGGCAGGCACAUUGAGGGACCCCCCGGAGAGAAGGGCGGGCCAGGAGAGGUCGGUCAGAAGGGAGACAGAGGUGCAGAAGGGGAGUCUCUCAGAGGAAAGCCUGGACAAGAUGGGCUUGUCGGACUCCCUGGUCCUCCCGGACCCCCUGGGGAUGAGCCAUGUGAUCCGGCCCUUGAGAAGGGAACACCUGGGCCCCCUGGCCCACCUGGACUACAGGGGGAGUUGGGACAGAAAGGUGAUCAGGGAGACACGUGUGUGCAGUGCGAAGCCUUCGGCCCCCCUGGACUCCCUGGCCCCCAGGGGCCUAAAGGACAGCAAGGUUAUCCUGGAGCGGCAGGCAGUAAAGGAGACAAUGGCCUGCCUGGACCUGCUGGGCCUGAUGGAAGCCCUGGUAAUUCAGGUGCCCCUGGGUUGAUAGGUGCUCCAGGAGCACAUGGUGAGCCUGGGGACAUCUACCUGGCUCCAGGGCUGAAGGGGGACAAAGGUCUUCCUGGUUUCGUUGGCACACGAGGUCUGCCUGGUGUGGACGGACUGCCAGGGAAAGCUGGACUACCAGGCCUGCCUGGACCCAAAGGAGAACCUGCCAGAGACGGCAUCAAGGGGGACCGUGGUCUGGAUGGGGACCCUGGUUUCACUGGACCCCCAGGAGAGAGGGGUCCUCCUGGGGUGCCAGGGUUCGGCCGGCCGGGGGAGCCUGGUGAGAAGGGUACAUCUGGCCAACAAGGCAGACCUGGAAUCCCUGGACAGCCAGGAGUGAAAGGUGAACCAGGUAAAGGUGUGAGCUCACCUGGACCCCAGGGCUCCCCUGGACCUCGAGGAGAAUCUGGCAUACCUGGACUGCAAGGUGACAGAGGACUUCAGGGAGACCCUGGAAUGCCAGGAUUCCCCGGACAGAAAGGUGACGCAGGUGUCCCCGGCAUUGGAUUCCCAGGAUUACCCGGGCCUAAAGGAUACUCUGGAGCUCCAGGAGCCCCUGGGUUGCCAGGAGAGCCUGGGAGAUCUGGACAGGAUGGUUUCUCUGGAAAACCAGGCACACCUGGUCCAAAGGGUGAGCCAGGUCGGGGUCUACCUGGUCCUAAAGGUGCUCAGGGCCCUACCGGAGAGACAGGUUUCCCUGGAGAUAAAGGAAACUUUGGUCCAACUGGUAUUCCUGGACAACAGGGACACACAGGACCACCUGGAGUUCAGGGAAUUAAAGGUGACCCCGGCCCCCCUGGUCAGCAUGGUGGCACUGGACCCCCUGGACCCCCUGGAGCAGGAGAACCUGGGGCCCCUGGACCAAUGGGACCCCCUGGAGAGCCAGGCUCCUUCGGUCAUGACGGGGUGAAAGGAGAUAAGGGCUUCCCUGGCUCUCCUGGUCUGGACAUGCCUGGCCCCCAGGGAGAGAAGGGAGACUCAGGAUUCCCUGGACUGUCUGGAUCAAAAGGGUUGCCAGGAAGACCUGGCCCGGUUGGCAGAGACGGAUUCCCCGGAGAGCCAGGCCUCAAGGGAGCGAUGGGAGUCAUGGGAAUGCCUGGAACACCAGGAUAUCAGGGUUCUGCUGGGAACCCUGGAACUACUGGACAGAGAGGCAACCCUGGUGUCUCUGGACCUAAGGGGGAGUUCGGUGAGCCUGGACCCAAAGGAGAGAGGGGAGAGCCGGGUCUGCAGGGUCGUCCUGGCAACAUGACUGACGUGGACAUGGAGCACAUGAAGGGAGAGAAAGGAGACAGUGGAGACCCAGGUGACCCUGGACACACUGGAGAGAAGGGUUAUCCAGGACAGGCCGGAGUACCUGGUAUGCCAGGAAAGCAUGGAGAGCCCGGUACUCCUGGUCAGCCAGGUGAGAAAGGAGACACAGGUGUUCCUGGAGAGCCCGGCAGUACUGGGUAUCCUGGAAACAAAGGAAGCAUUGGAGAAAUGGGAUACCCAGGUUCUGUGGGUCCGAAGGGUGCUAAAGGCGUUGUGGGCACAACGGGUCACCCAGGGUUUCGGGGUACAGAGGGGGUGAAAGGAGACAAGGGAACAGCCGGUUUGCCAGGUGUCGGAGUGCCAGGACCCCCUGGAGAGAAGGGUCAGUCGGGUCUGCCUGGUUUCCCUGGUAACGCAGGAGAGAAGGGUCAGAAGGGGGGAAUGGGAGUCCCCGGGAUGCCAGGAACACCAGGAACCAAGGGAGACACCGGUUACAUUGGUCACCCAGGUCAGCCGGGUCGGCCAGGAGAGAAGGGUGUCGGUGGGCUGCCCGGGUCAACAGGAGAGCCAGGUCAAACAGGUCGACCAGGUGAGCCUGGUCUGCAGGGUCCCCCAGGUCCGACUGGAGAGAAAGGAGAGUCAGGAGUGGACGGCAUUCCUGGAUCAUCAGGAGACAGAGGAGACCAAGGUUUACCCGGCAGGGGCUUCCCAGGAAUACCGGGGUCGUCUGGGGUUAAAGGUGAUAAGGGCAGUCCAGGUUUCCCAGGUUCCCCAGGUAUCCCGGGUAUCCCAGGGACCAGGGGAGAGAAGGGUACGCCAGGCUUCCAGGGCUCCCAGGGCCAGCCAGGAGAACAGGGUCACCAAGGACCUGCCAUGGAGGGGCCCAAAGGAGACCAAGGAGUGCCAGGAAAGCCCGGAGAACCAGGUACCAGUGGUGUACCAGGUCCUGCUGGUGUUCCCGGCAGCGCGGCGGGGAAGGGAGACAAGGGAGAUCAGGGUGGACCAGGAGUACAGGGCGAGCAGGGCUUAAAGGGAGAAAGAGGAUACUCUGGACUUCCUGGGCAAUCAGGCCUUCCAGGUGUUGAUGGACUGAAGGGAGAGAUGGGACUGCAGGGUGUGCCUGGUUUCCCAGGGACAAAGGGUGAAUUGGGAGUGUUUGGAUUGAAAGGAGAGCUGGGAGAAAGAGGAUUCCCAGGAACCAAAGGUAAUGAUGGCCCCCCUGGUCCUCCUGGCCCCCACACCUUCAUCAAGGGAGACAACGGCUUCCCAGGUAAUCAGGGCCCUCAGGGGCCUGUGGGGCCCUCAGGUUUCCCUGGGCUGAAAGGACAGCAAGGUAUGACAGGUAUUCAGGGUAUUAAAGGUGACGAGGGGAACCCUGGGUUUAAUGGUCUCCCCGGAGCCAAGGGAGAACCAGGCCUGCUUGGUCCCUCAGGACCGAGAGGGUAUUCCGGACCCCCAGGACCUGACGGUGUUCCGGGUCAGGUGGGCCCUCCCGGCCCCUCCUCCAUGGAUCACGGUUUCCUGGUAACCAGGCACAGCCAAUCGGUGGAGGUUCCACAGUGUCCCGAGGGAACAUUGUUGAUCUAUGAUGGAUACUCCCUACUCUACAUCCAGGGCAACGAGCGUUCCCACGGACAGGACCUGGGUACGGCUGGUAGCUGUCUGAGGAAGUUCAGUCCCAUGCCCUUCCUCUUCUGUAACAUCAACAACGUCUGUUACUUUGCUUCCCGUAAUGACUACUCCUAUUGGCUUACCUCACCUGAGCCCAUGCCAAUGAACAUGGACCCUAUCACCGGUCAGAGCAUCAGGCCAUUCAUCAGCAGGUGUUCUGUGUGUGAGGCUCCUGCCAUGGUGAUAGCAGUACACAGUCAGAACAUCAUGAUCCCAUCAUGCCCCAAUGGCUGGGACUCUCUCUGGAUUGGCUACUCCUUCGUCAUGCACACCAGUGCAGGUGCUGAGGGCUCUGGCCAGGCCCUGGCCUCUCCUGGUUCCUGUCUAGAAGAGUUCCGGAGCGCUCCCUUCAUCGAGUGUCACGGCCGUGGAACCUGCAACUACUACGCCAACUCCUACAGCUUCUGGCUGGCUGCCAUCGAGGACAAGGAGAUGUUUACUAAACCCGUACCCACCACGCUAAAGGCAGGAAGUCUCCGGACUCACAUUAGCCGUUGCCAGGUGUGCAUGAAGAGGACAUAGGCCCCGCCGCUGACCUCUCUGUGAUCCUUGACCACCACCCCACAACCCCUGACCCCACCCAUCUGUCCGUGGUGUGGCUUGACUUCUUGUUAUUGACCAAAGGAUGGUGCUAUUUCACUGUGUGUGAGAGGAGAGGGACAGAGACACACAGACACACACACUCUGUGAAACAGAACAACAAAAACACCCAGAGAUCGCAGAGAGAACAGAUCACACACACAAACACACACCGGAGACCAAGCCAUAACACCAACCGGCCCUUCGCUUCAUCAUGCAGAACACUUUACUAACAUUAUCACAACGUUUCUCUAACGAAUGGCGCCCAGUUUAUGAAUGCACUGAGUAUACCCCCCCCCCUCCCCAUUAGUAAACUGGCGUCCAUUUUGAAAGGGGGUGUUUGUGCAAGUCAGGUGCUAUUGAAUCUUAUCUAUUUGCCUUAUUAUUUUCACUCAAUGCUACUGACUUUCAGCUUUGAGUUACAGUUAUAGAUAGUGUUAUUCACUUAUUUUAUGUUUUGACUCUUUAAAUAACACAGUACUAAUGUAAGGAUGGGAGUUACCACUGGCUACAGAUGCUUGUCAUAGUGAGAGAUCACCAUAGGUUAAAUGUUGCUAGCACACAGGCAUAGCGAUGCUUCUGUUGUAAAUAUAUUGCUUUUCUUUUUCCUAUAUAACAUAACAGCCACCAUAAUCUCUAUUUCGAUUUGUAUUUUAUUUAUGAGAUUUAUGAGAAUAUGUAGAGCGGAUUUGAGUUGCCAAAGAACCAUAAACAAUGUGAGAUAUGAAAGUACAGUAUGUUAUUCUGGUCCAAACGGAUCCAUGCACUUAAAGUUACAAUACUGCAUUUAGCAUUACAUGUUACAUUUAGCAUUACAUGUUAUAUUUAGCAUUACUGUGGCAGCAUCACUGAAAGUGUGUGUGUGUGUGUAUGUGUAUGUCAUUGGAGUCCACACUGCCACAUAUUCACACACACUCACACACACACCCUCUCAGUACGAGGGGGUAAGCUUGCCAUUUCUAUGCAGAGUGUGUGUUUUGUCACAAGCGAAGGAGUUUCCACACACGCUCACUCACACAUGCUGUUGUUGACGGAGGAAUUUCAUGGCUUGUAGUUUGUGUGCAGAGGAAUCCUUAAAAAGAGGGAGAGUCGUCAAACACUUAUCUGUUCACUCGGCCACUCAAUCUAAUUAGUGUGCAGCAAUAGUUCUGUGUAUGUUUCCAGAUACAUCCUUCACAUUAUUUUGCAUGUUGGAGCUUAUUAAUCUUGUGCUAGAACCCAAAGAAAGGCACAUGUAUACACAAACCUUUGUGUACUCUUAUUAUUACACUGAUAUACUUGAUCAUGCCAACUGAAUAGCCUUACUCUCCCUGUACAUAUAGGGAAAGGGGAUACCUAGUCAGUUGCACAACUGAAUGCAUUCAACCGAAAUGUGUCUUCUGCAUUUAACCCAACCCCUCUGAAUCAGAAAGGUGCAGGGGGCUGACUUAAUCAACAGCGCCUGGGGAGCAGUUGUUGGGGGUUAACUGCCUUGCUCAAGGGCAGAACAGCAGAUUUUGCCACCUUGCCGGCUCGGGAUUUGAAACAGCAACCUUUCAGUUACUGGCCCAACGCUCUUAACCACUAGGCUACAUGUUGCUCCCUAGAUAGGCCUAAUGCAAUAGUCUUCCUGUGACAAUUAGCUAGAUAGAUUUAAAUAUACUAUAUUUGCCAUUUUGGUCAAAGACAGAGAGGGAUGCAUUUAUGACUAAGCAUUUCAAGAUUCCUGGGUGUUUUAAAUCUAUAGUACUUUCAAACUCCUUUUUAAAAUGUAUAUUGACAAGCACACUUUUUGGCACAUGUCCCAAAUCUACAACAUGAACCCUUCCCUGCUGCUCCCCUCUUUCUUCUGAGGGUGAACUCUAGAACUCUAGAACCAAGUCUCUCCUCUCCCAGCCCUGAAUCAGUCAAGUCCCAAAUGAAUGAGAUGGAUGAAAUGAAGCUUCCAGACCUUACAAGCUACGUGUAACCAACAAUCACUUAUAGAAUUAGUUUUGACCCAAUUAAUGCCUUUUGAAAGUAAAAGGCUAUUUUUGGCUAACAUUACUCAUCCUGCCCUUUGGUCUUGGCCAAUGAGGGUCAGAUUCAGAUAUUUAUUUCCCUAUCACCUAUAAAUGAUUGCAUCCUCUUCUAAUUUUAUGUCAUUACUCAACCAGAUUUUAUGUGUUGUGUUAUUAUUCUUCCCAAAUGCUCAUUCAUAAAUACAGUAUUAGCAGGACUUCUUGAGGAAUAAGACAGAGUUUGGAGACCAAUUUGGCAGGAGUUCUCGGUUGUAGUCCCUAGUUUAUGAUGAGCAAACAGACCAAAUGUGUUGACAACUAUUCUCCUCACCUCCCAGUCCCCAUACUGUGUAACUCAUUCAAUAAAAUUAUUUCUGUAAAAUA
Coregonus clupeaformis (lake whitefish) is the source of this 7534-nucleotide messenger RNA. RefSeq names its product collagen alpha-1(IV) chain. The coding region runs from base 183 to 5114 and encodes 1643 amino acids. The record is from RefSeq and is a predicted model, not a curated record. Gene Ontology annotation, cellular component: basement membrane; collagen trimer. NCBI's taxonomy places the organism in Eukaryota, Metazoa, Chordata, Actinopteri, Salmoniformes, Salmonidae. Gene Ontology annotation, molecular function: extracellular matrix structural constituent. The transcript has 48 exons.